This is a messenger RNA of Centruroides sculpturatus (bark scorpion), 1359 nucleotides long. Its product is annotated as glutamate receptor ionotropic, delta-1-like. Gene Ontology annotation, cellular component: membrane. The record is from RefSeq and is a predicted model, not a curated record. Lineage: Eukaryota; Metazoa; Arthropoda; Arachnida; Scorpiones; Buthidae. Bases 1 to 1359 code for a protein of 452 amino acids. Gene Ontology annotation, molecular function: glutamate-gated receptor activity. The transcript is spliced from 8 exons.
AUGGAUAAAACUCAGAAUAAAAUGACAGGAAGAUUUCGUUUUCGAGUGUUUAAAGCUUUUCAAGAAAAACUAAAAUUUAGUUAUUCCAUAGCUAAGCCAGUAGAUGAUUACUUUGGAAGAUUAAUAAAAAAUAGAACAUGGACAGAAAUGAUUGGAAAAAUUAUAAGACAGGAAGUGGACAUGGGAAUCGUUCCAAUCUUUAUUAAUUACAAUUUGUAUUCAAUCACUGAGUUUUCUGCAGGGGUAGGAUAUCAAUCUAUUGUGUUCAUUGUGAAGAAACCUGAGAAGAUCCCUAAUUGGAGUUCCAUUGUCGCUCCAUUUUCAUUUAUGAUUUGGAUCGCUAUUUUCAUAACCGUUAUUGUGUUCGGACUAGCGUUACACAAAGUGUUAGAAAGAGACUUUGCAUUACAAGAUAUAGAAGUAUUUUGGCCAGAAGUAAAAUUUUCUGGAAUUUGUUUCGAACAUUCGAAUUUUGUAUACGCAGGAAUAAAUUUGGAUGGUAUGAAGAGGUUUUCACCCAGAUUUAUGAUUGGAAUAUGGUGGCUAUCCAUCCUUAUUUUAGGGUCUAGUUAUAGCGGGACUUUAAUGUCGUUCAUGAUGUAUUCUGUUACUAAAGAAAUUCCAAACACUUUUGAACAGUUAGCAAAUUCUAUACUAACAGGGGAAUAUACUUGUGGAGUAGCCAGUACAUCUAUUUUAUGGCAAACAAUUCAAAAUUCCAAGUUAAAAUCUGCGAAGAUCAUAACAAAUCAUAUAAUACAAAACAACAACUUUAUUGAAUUAAACAAAGGAAUUCAAAGAGUACAGAAAGAACGAUUCGCUUUAAUAUAUGCUGAUUAUGUAUUAAAAAAGAAACUUCGAAAUGAUAUAGACAACUUUAUAUUUUCGAAUGACAACCUUUUUACUUUUAUGGAAGUAUAUGCAAUGAGGAAGAGUUUUCCAUUCAGACAUCAAAUUUAUGAAAUAACUAGUCGAUUAUUCGAAUCUGGAAUCAUCGAGAAAAUCGAUCAUGCUGAACAAUCUAGAAUAAACAGAGAUUCGGAACUUCGCGAAUUAUCCAUCAAAGAUAUUAUCAGCCCCUCUCUGUUACUUAUAUUGGGCUACUUUCUGUCUCUUCUCUGCUUUGUUAUCGAGAAAAAAUAUAUAAAAUUAGUCUGCCGAGACUUCACUACUAUAAAAACGGGCAUAGAAUUCCUCGCCGUAAAAGCUUUUAAUUACGUGACAUAUUUGCAUUUUCGUCUUGAUUGCGGCGGAGGUCCGGCUAACAAAAAUUUUACGGUGACGGUGAUGCCCCAAGUGUGCAAAAGAAGUACUUCUUCGCACGCGAAUUGGUGGAAACAGAAGACGGUUAAUAUGUGA